Molecule: messenger RNA, 1083 nt
Organism: Syngnathus acus (greater pipefish)
Lineage: Eukaryota; Metazoa; Chordata; Actinopteri; Syngnathiformes; Syngnathidae
Product: claudin-4-like
Exons: 1
Coding region: 91-735 (214 amino acids)
Biological process (GO): bicellular tight junction assembly; cell adhesion
Cellular component (GO): bicellular tight junction; plasma membrane
Molecular function (GO): structural molecule activity
Source: RefSeq, a predicted model, not a curated record
CGGUCCUCCCCCAUUGAGAAAAGUCACUUGACUCCUCACGCGACAUCACAAGAAACAGUCGAAGAAGAAAAAAAAGAGCAGACGUCGGCCAUGGUGUCCGCGGGUUUCCAGAUCCUGGGCGCCGCCCUAGGCCUGAUCGGUUGGAUCGGUGCCAUCGUGGUGUGCGCGCUGCCCAUGUGGCGCGUGACGGCCUUCAUCGGAAGCAACAUUGUGACGGCGCAGACGUCAUGGGAGGGCGUCUGGAUGAGCUGCGUGGUCCAGAGCACGGGGCAGAUGCAGUGCAAGGUCUACGACUCCAUGCUGGCCCUCAGCUCCGACCUCCAGGCGGCACGGGCCCUGCUGAUCAUCACCAUCAUGGUGGGCAUCCUGGCCAUCCUGCUGGCGGUGGCGGGUGGCAAGUGCACCAACUGCGUGAAGGACCCGGCAGCCAAGGUCAAGGUGGGCUUGGCGGGCGGGGUGGUCUUCAUCGUGGCCGGCGUGCUGCUGCUGAUCCCCGUGUGCUGGACGGCGCACACGGUGGUGCGCGACUUCUACAACCCGCUGGUGUCCAGCGCCCAGAAGCGAGAGCUGGGCGCCGCCCUCUACAUCGGCUGGGGGGCAGCCGCCCUCAUGAUUGUAGGAGGCAGCAUGCUGUGCUGUAAUUGCCCCCGCAAGGAUGAGGGCUCGUACGCCGCGCGCUACAAGGCGGCACGCUCCGACGUCUCGGCCCCCACGUCCGGCAAGGACUACGUCUAGACGUCCUUCCCAAGGAGCGCCACCAAACCAAAGGCCACCCGGCUUCUUCACCGGGUGCCUUCCUCUACCUUGAACUGGCCCACAUAGAGAAUUGUGCCACCUGAUGAGAUCAAAUUGGAUAGUUAAGAAUAGUUGAUCUGGACGACGAGACGAGCCCUUAGUGGCCGCCAUCUUGGCCAGGAAAGCCGGAGGCCCAAAAAGUCAACAAGUUGAUGGGGGGGAAUCCCCCCUGCAGGAAGCGCAACUUUUUUUGUCCUUUCGCCAUGUUUUUACUUUGACAAAUGCAAGCAAGCUUCUCUUUUGUGUCAUUUUGUACCACAUGUAAAUAAAUCUUUCAUUUACUAAUCG